This is a messenger RNA of Paramecium sonneborni, 6513 nucleotides long. The record is from the annotation of a GenBank genome assembly. Lineage: Eukaryota; Ciliophora; Oligohymenophorea; Peniculida; Parameciidae.
AUGCAUAAAAUAAAUGAUAGAAAGCAACCUGAAAUAGCUAGAAGUUCUAAGAAACGUUUUUCAAUUUCAAGAGAAAUAGCAAAUAGAAGAAUGAGCAACUCUAAUUUAUUCUCUUCAGAAGAGAGUAAAAUUAGAAUGAUAGGAAGCAAACAUUCAGUUUCAUCUAUUAAAAGUAAAAAAAAAGUUAACAUUUCAAUGAAUAAAGAUAUAUCUCCAGGAUCAUCAUCAUUCUCAAGUGAUUCAGAAUCAAAUAAAGAAUCAAUAGACUAAUCAAUAAUUUUAAAAGAUAAUAUUGGAAUAAUAUAAUAAGCAUAAUCAUCCUUUUAUUAAGUUUAGGAUAAGCUAAUUUUACCAAACAUGUCAUUUGAAUAAGAUUUUCUAAAUCCAUUAGAUAUAUCUGAUGGAAUUGAAAAGUCGAUAUUAAAAAUUCAAUUUAUUGAUUUUGAACAUAGAUGGGGAAUGAAAUAAGAUAUAAAUAUAUAGAAAUAAUGUGGAGGAGAUUAAAUGCUUCUUUCUUAAGCAAGUGAAGGAAUGUCUUCGCAUAGAUCAUUAAAAAUGUCUCAUAGAAGUAAAAAAGGAGCAUUUUAAUCAAAAUUAUAAUCAAAUCAUACUAAAGGAAAGUAAUAGUUAAGUGAUAGUGAUGAUGAUGAUUAUACUGAUAAUUAAUAAGAUGUUGAUAAAAUUAAAAAAAAAUAUGAAAAAUUAUAUGAAAGAAAUCCAUUUGAAGAUCCUUAUUAUGUAAAAUUGAAGGAUCUUCAUGGUUUUGAAAGAUUACAGUAUGAAAUUAAUGUAAAUAUUAACAUUAUAAUAAUAGGCUUAUAAUGAUGAUAAACAAUUUCUAAAAUUAAGAAAAUAAAUAGUUUAUUAUUCUUUGUUUAUUCCAAUCUUAUGUAAAAGAAUAAUUAAGAGUGUGUUAUUUAAAAUAAUUAUGUCAUUCCUUAUUAUUUUUAAUGUAACAUUAUAUAUAUAUUCACAAACUUUAUAAGAUCCUCUUUAAACAAAGAAUAUGGAGAGAAGUAUUAUGAUUUGUUUUUUGAUUGAAUUAGGAAUAAGAAUAAUAGCAUCUGGAGUAAUAAUUCCAAAAGGAGCAUUUUUUAAGAAUUUUUAAGAUAUUUUUGAUUGUAUUUUGGUUGUGGUAUAUGUAUUAAACAUAAAUUAUCCUGAUAUAUUUAUAGUAGAUAUAUCUCCUUUAAGAGUUAUAACAUUAUUACUUUAUUUAGGAGAUAUAUUUUCAGGUUUAGGAGUAAUGUUAAAAGCUUUGAAAUAAUCAUUUAGAUUUUUAUUGGAAGCAUUAAUGAUAGUUGGAUUAUUUUCAGUAUUUUUUGCAAUUACUGGAGUAUUUAUGUUUUAAGGUUUAUUUAAUUACAGAUGUUAAUAUGAUAAUGGAGAUGAAACAGAUGGUUGGAUAUAAUGUAAUUAAAAUUAAUGUUUUGAAGAAGGAAUGUCUUGUUAGUAUUCAUCUUUUACUCCUAAACUUCCAACUUCAUUUAAUAAUGUAAUUUAUUCUUAUGGUUAAGUAUUAAGAACUAUAACUAUGGAUGAUUGGAGUUGGGUAAUGUUUUUUACGAUGAGAAUAUAUCAUCCAUGGACUUGGUUCUAUUAUUUAUUAAUUAUUUUUGUUUGUGGCUUUUUUGGAUUUAAUUUAGUUAUUGCUGUUAUCAAAAUACAUUAUGCUGAAGCUACAGAAGAAAAUGCAAAAGAAGAAGAAAUGAAAUAAAUUCAAUUAAAAAUUAAAGAAAAUAAAGAAUUGCCUGAUAGAGAUAUUAUUAAUGUUUUUGAUGUUGCUUUCUUAAGAUAUAUUGACUUUUUUUCUGUUAUUUAAAGAUAUAGAUUAGCAUUAAGAUCUUCUUAUAGAUCUAUUAAAUUAGAAGAUAAUAUAAAUGAAAAAGGUAAUCCAAAUAAAACUAGAAUAUUAUCAGCAAAAUAAAAAAAAAAUGAUGAUCAUAAUCCAUAAGUAAUUAAAUAAUAAUAUAUUUUAUUUUUAGGGAAGCUUGCUCAAAAGAAUCAUUUACAAAAUUUAAAAUUUUACUGUAAAAAAUAUUCUAUUACCUAAAUUUUUAUUAUUAAGUGAAAAAUAAAAAAAUGUUCAUAUUAAAAGAUAUACAGAGGAUGAGAUUGAAAUAUAAAUUUUGGAAAGAUUAAAAUCUUUUUAAUUUUCAUAAUUAUAAUCUUGUGUUAAUUAAUAAAUUUAAUAAAAUUUUGAAAGUGAAGGAGAUGUAUUACCAAUUUUAAAGUAAUUUUUAUUUUUAUAAAUUAAAUAGUUUUCCUGAUUGUGAGAAAAAAGAAUUAGAAAAAGAAAUUAUUAAUAUGAGAAAUAUUAAAAUACCUGUUGUCUAUCCAGAUAUAAAACAAAAAAAAAUUUAAUAAAUUGUUCAUGAUCAUAAAAAACUGAAUCCAUUUCCUGUUCGUAAAGUUAAAAGAAUAAUAUUAAAUUAAACUGAAGAUGAAUAAAAUGAAACUAAUAAUUCUUUAGAUUAAAAUCUUUUCAAUUAAAAGUAAAGUUUAGCAUAAUCACAUAAACUUAAAACUUCAUAAGGAGACAAAAAAAUUCCAUUUUCCAUUAAAAAAUAAGAUUAAAAUUAUGUUUAUAUUUAAGGAUAUUAUUUAAAUUAUGAAGGUGUUUCUACUAAAAUAAAUGCUAAAAUUUAAAAAAAUAAAAAUUCACAACCAUCUAAUGAAUUCUAAUAUAGAUUAUUGAGAAGAAAAGAUCUUUAAUAAAAUUAAAUUUAAAAAAAAACUUGGUCAGGAAAUGAUGUAUUAAAAUUAAAUGAAAUGAGAUUAUUAAAUUUCAAAGACGCAUUGAAAAAAUUGAAUUUUAUAGAUAUUUAAAUAUGGAUGUUAGGAUUUAAAGGUAAAAUAGAAACAUUACGAAAAUAUUCAUAUCUCUUUAUAACAUCUUAAAUAAGCUAAUUAUUUUUUGACAUGGUGAUUUUAAUAAAUUUUACAUUUCUAUCAUUGUAAGGAAUAGCGAAUUCAGUAACAAUCUCAAAUGAAGAAGAUGUUUCAACGAUAUUUUUAUGUAUAGAAUUAGUUGUAAGGUUUUUUGCUUUUUCAUUUAAAGACAUAUCCUAAAGUCCUGAUUAUGUUCUUUAAUCGUGUAUUGUAGUAUUGAAUUUCAUUGAACUAACAAUGAGUUCAGUGAUGACAAAUUUAAAUGAAUAAAAUCUAAGAUUAAUAAGAGGAACUAAAUGUUUGUUAUUUUAUCGAGUAUUAAAAUAUAAUAAGAUGGCAGUAGCAAUAGGACAUAUAGCUUAGAAAACAUUUAAAUAAUACAUAUAUUUAACAUUUUUAUUUUUUUUAGUGAUAUUUGUAUAUGCAAUGAUUGGAAUGGAAAUGUAUGCUGGUUAUUUUGAUUAAACAGAAGCUUUAGGAUAAUUACAUUCAUAUGAUAAUAUUUUUAAAGCUUUUAUGACAAUAUUUAACAUUCUAACAAAUGAUGAUUGGUAUGGAGUAUAUGUGUUGGGAGGAGAUAUCAAUUAUAUAUUUGCUGUAAUAUAUUCAUAUUCUAUGGUUAUUUUUUUAAAUUAUAUAACAUAUGGUUUGGUGUUGGCAAUAUUAUUAGAUGGUUUUGGAGCAAUAAAUAAGGAAAUGGAAGAGUUGGAGGAAGAAAAAGAACAAGAGGAGGAGAAGAAUAAUGAGAAAUAAGAAGAAUAAAAUUCAUAAAUAACUGAAUAAUAAGAAAUGCAUGAAUUUCAAUUAAAUUUGAAACCUUUGAUGUCAUAAAUAAAUUUUAAUGAACAUUAAUAGAAGAAAUCGAAGUAGCAUUUAAUAUCAAAUCUUAUGAAGUCAAUCAGUAAUAUCUAUAUAUCACAUAUUAGGGCAAGUUCAUAAAGACAUUUUAAGUUAAUACCCUAAUCUGUAUGAUGGAAUCCAAUGCUAAUAAUCUUUGUAUUUAUUUAACAAAGAAAAUAUUUUAAGAAUAUUAUGUUGCAGAAUAAUAACUUCAAAAUUGUUUAAUUAUUUUAUGGAUAUGGUGUUAUAUUUUUCAAUAAUAGUAUUUGCAUUGAAAACUUAUAAUGAUUAUGAGAUUGAUUCAUCUUUUUAUCCUGAAGUAUUGUAAUUGAUAGCAAAUAUUUUGUUUUUAUUUGAAAUAAUAAUGGGUAGUAUAGCAAAGGGGAUGUGGAUGAAUAAAGGAGCUCAUAUAACAUAUACAUGGCAAAUAGUGGAUGUGAUAUAUAUAAUUGCAUUUUUUUUGCAUUUUGAAUAAGACCAAGAGUAGAGAGCUAUAGUAAAUUUCUUUUUAUAUUUUGGAUACUUAAGAGUGAUGAAAUUGAUGUAUAGAAUUUCAUGGUUAGAUACAUUGAGAUUAGCAUUAGGUAGAUCUUUAGCAGAUAUCUGGAAUGUAUUAAUAACAAUGCUUUCAGUUUGGAUAAUCUUUGGAGUUUAUGGAAUUAUAUUAUAUGAAUAAUAAUUUGGAUUUUGUGAAGAAAAGAUGGAAUUCUAUAUCAAUAAAAAAGAGUGUUUAGAAAUGAAUAGAACUUGGAUAAAUUAUAAACAUAAUUUUGAUAACAUUACAAUAGCUAUUCCAACAUUAUUUGUUGUAUCAACUUUUGAUGGAUGGGGUGAAAUAAUGUAAAUAUCAGAAAAUAGUUAAAAUCCUAAUAUUGGUCCUGAACCCUUUAAUAGUUACAUUCAUACAUAUUUUUUUUUUAUAUCUUUCUGUUUUAUUGGUUCAAUGUUUUUUUUAAGUCUAUUUACAGGAGUUCUAUAUUCAAACUUGAAAGCUAAUUAAAGCAAAAUAGAAAUGUCUGAUAUAACAAAAGCAUAAGUUGAAUUCAUGGAAAUUUCUUAGAUAAUUAUCAAAGAUUUUCCUUUAUACUCUUCACCUCCUACAUCAACAAUAAGAAGAUUCUCAUCUAAUUUAACAAAUAAUAAUACAGUUUAAAAACUAAUGUUUUGUUUAUUACUUUUUGAUUUGUUAGUAUUAUUGUUAUUCUUUACUGAAAUGGAAGAUGACUUUUUUAGAGCUUUAAAUGAGACUCAUAAUAGUUUAACUUACAUUUAUAUUUUAUGGAAUAUCUUUUUAUUUUUGGCUUUAGGAGUAAAUAGAUUUUUUGAUAAUCAUUGGAGAAGAUUUUAUUUUUUCUUAAUUACAAUUGCUAUAAUAGAUAUAAUAGCUGAUUAUGAAUCAGAUUGGGCUUUAGUUUAUUUUAGAUCAUCUCCAGCAGAUUCAGGAUAUCAAUUUCUUAGAUUAUUCUUUGCAUUAAGAUGUUUAAGAAUAAUUCUAAUAUUUUAAGGUUUGAUAAAUCUAUAAAGAUUAAUGAGAGUUAUGGUAUUUGCAUUACCUUUUUUAGGAAAGAUAUUUUCUCUAUUAAUAAUAACAAUGUACAUAUUUGCACUACUAGGUUGUCAUUUAUAUGGUUAAUUAGAAAAAGGAUAAGUAAUGGAUGAUUAAAUUAAUUUUAAAAAUGUUGCUUAAGCAAUGCUUUCACUUUUUAAAUGUGCAUCAGGAGAUGAUUGGAGAACUAUAAUGACUGAUACAAUUUUUUAUAAUCCAUAUUGUGAUGAAAAUGAAAUCUAUUGUGGAAGUAUUUACAAUUAAAUAUAUUUCUUUCUCUUUAUGUUACUUUCCAACUAUGUUUUAUUAAAUUUAUUUGUUUUGGGUUUAGUUGAAUAAUUUGAAUAAUUCUUUAUGCUAUAAAAUUCCAUGAUUCAAACAUAUGUUGAGAAUAUGGAUAAAAUUAAAACUAUAUGGUGCAAAUAUUCUUCCGAAACAUAAGGUUAAGCCAUGCAUUAUAAAUUUUUAUGUCGUUUUCUUAUGGAUAUAGGUAAACCUUUAGGUGGAGGAAAAGAUGAAAAUCUAUGGGAUGUUGGUAAAUUAGCAUCAUCAUUUAAAUUAUAAUGGUAAUCUGAUAUAUUUAUUAUUUUAUAGUGAUCAUUUCGGAUAUAUCUAAUUUAAUUAACUCAUGUAUGAAUUGUUUCGAGUUUGCUAUCAUGUUGAAGUAUUCAAAAAUGGAACCAUUUCUUCUAUCAAGAAAAUCAAAUAAUUUAAUAAAGAAAUGCAACUCAGAUUAAUGUAUUAUAGAAGAAAUAGAUUUCUAUAGAGAAGUAAUAUUAGUCCCAUUCUACACUUAAAAGCUAAUUUCAAUAUUUUACAUGAUUAUCUCACUGUUCUAAUCAUGUAUAAAGCAUGGGAAGCUUUCUCUAAAAAAUUAAUUAAAAAAUUAGCGAUUAAAUAAAAUUAAUUUACUGAAGAAGACUUAAAUGAACAAGAUUCUUCUUUCGAUCAAAAAACUAUGAAUAAUCAAUAGUAAUUCUUUAAAUUAAAUCUUUAGUUUUGAUUAAGACUGUAAUGAAUUUCUUCAAGAGGAUGUUGCACAAUAAGUUUUAUCUAAUGAAAUCCCUCAAUAAGAAAACAUUCAUCAAAAUACUAAAUGUUCAGAUGAUGGCAAUAGUAAAAAAGAAGAUAUCCCUAUAUACAGAUGGUAAAAAGACUAAUAAUCAGAACCAUUAUAUGAACGAGCCUUCAUAUCUCCUGAAAAAUAAUCUUUUAAAUAAAAAAAGAAAUUUUGA